AUGUGGCUGGAAAGAACAAAAUGGAUGUUAGCUAACAUCGGAUGGCCAAUUGCCUUCACAUUUUGGUGUCAAGUAAUGGUUGUACUUUAUGCUGCAAACGGAGAAAUCAGUCAAUUAGCUCUCUAUUAUUUUCAAUUCCUUUGGAUUAUUAUUGUCUGUUCCUACUUUUCCGCUUCUUUCACCCCACCGGAAAGGUGUAGUUUAGUGGAUGAUGAUGAUAAAAAAUCGAGCCUGGAAGGUUUCUGUGAGCAGUGUAACUACCGUAAGCCACCGCGUUGGCAUCACUGUCGCAGAUGCAAUCAAUGUGUUCAUAGAAUGGAUCAUCAUUGUCCAAUCUUACAGUUGUGCAUUCACAGUGGCAACCACAAAUACUUUCUACUUUUUCUUCUCUGGCCCUUACAGAUGGCUAUUUUUACUGUGUAUAACGGAUAUUACGACUUCUGGAAGACCAUAAAAAGUGCUUACACUGGAGAGAUAUUAAGCAACACAGAGCAGUUAAAAGGAACCGGAGUUUCGAAUGCUGUGAUGGUUGGAUUUGCAGCACUUUAUCUUCUGAAAAAUCAACUCCCGAAUCUUCUUCGAAAUCAGACACUUAUUGAGGAAUCUCGAGAGACAACGACUUAUGAUCUAGGAUCGUGGCAAGAAAAUGUGAAAUCUGUUAUGGGUUCAUGGAGGAUUGCUUGGUUACCGAUUUCGAUGGAAGUUGAGAACGAGUCGAAACGAAAAUGA
This is a messenger RNA of Caenorhabditis briggsae, 729 nucleotides long. Lineage: Eukaryota; Metazoa; Nematoda; Chromadorea; Rhabditida; Rhabditidae. Gene Ontology annotation, biological process: protein targeting to membrane; peptidyl-L-cysteine S-palmitoylation. Bases 1 to 729 code for a protein of 242 amino acids. The transcript is spliced from 6 exons. Gene Ontology annotation, cellular component: endoplasmic reticulum; Golgi apparatus. The record is from RefSeq and is a predicted model, not a curated record. Gene Ontology annotation, molecular function: protein-cysteine S-palmitoyltransferase activity.